AUGGCCAUCAGACUAGACGGAAAGGUUGCACUCGUUACCGGCGGCAGUAAUGGCAUCGGACGCGCGACGGUCGAGACGCUGGCGCGGUACGGCGCGCGCGUGCUCUCGAUCGACAUGGACAGCCCGACCAAGGCGGCGCCGCUGCCAGAGGGCGUCAUCUUUGUGCGCGGGAGUGUGACCGAGCCGAGUGUGUGGACGCGGGCGUUCUCAACGUCCAAGCUCACUUUCGGCGCGUACCCCUCCAUCCUCGUCAACGCCGCCAGCGUGCACCGCGGCGCGGCGCUCGCCGAGCUCCCACGACGAGACUGGGACGUCGUGUUCGCCGUGAAUGUGCACGCCGUGUUUCACGGAAUGCAAGUCUUCCUCAAGUAUCUGCUCAGCGAGAACCGCCAGGGGACCAUCAUCAACAUCUCUGACAUCUCCGGAUCCCAGCCCAUGCUCCAGGGCGUCGCGUACGAGGUCUCCAAGGCGGCCGUGUCGCAGCUCACGCGGUCCGCGGCGCUCGAGUACGCACAUCGCGGGGUACGCGUGAAUGCCAUUGCGCCGGGGGGUGUCAUCGCCGUCUCCCCCAAGUCGUCCGCAUUCGACGCGUUCGAGCCCGACGCAGCCUCGCACGACGUCCUCUCCAUGCUCGACAACACGACGUUCAACCGCUGGGGCUCGCCAGACGAGGUGGCGCAUGCGGUGCUGUACCUGGUGUCGGACGAGGCCGCCGCCAUCACGGGCCAGGUGCUCUGCCACGGCGGAUACGACCAGCCCCUGGGGCUCGUUUAG
This is a messenger RNA of Vanrija pseudolonga, 774 nucleotides long. Its product is annotated as 3-oxoacyl-[acyl-carrier-protein] reductase FabG. Lineage: Eukaryota; Fungi; Basidiomycota; Tremellomycetes; Trichosporonales; Trichosporonaceae. The record is from RefSeq and is a predicted model, not a curated record. Gene Ontology annotation, molecular function: oxidoreductase activity, acting on the CH-OH group of donors, NAD or NADP as acceptor. The coding region runs from base 1 to 774 and encodes 257 amino acids. The transcript is spliced from 6 exons.